CAAAUUCAUAAGUAAAAUAAUAAACGAUUAUUAUCCAUAUUUACGACACGCAUACGGUGCACAUACACUUUUUUAUUUGGUUAAUUUUCUUCUAAUCCAUUCCGGUUUGUUUACCUUCGGCAUCUCGAAGUAGGUAAAGUUCAAGCCUAAACAACAAUUACUCAAGAUUUAAUCGCUCUAAACGUUAAUAUAGCCGUGGAAGGAAUCUAAGACACCAGUCGUGUCCUAAUCGUGUGCGAUAUUGUAAUCAACUGAUAAUUCAACCUAAAUCCACAUAAACAAUGUCAUGAUCCCAAACAUACGCGAACCUAAAAUGGAAAAAUAUUUCGUUUCGGAAAAUGACAAAAGUGCAGUGCGGGCCCAGUUUGGAGUCUGUGACGAAACGGCUCGAAGAAAAGUGAAAUCGCUGAAAUUGUGGAUAGAACAGUGUCCUCAUUUACCACUGGAAAGUAAAGAUGAAAACUUUUUGGAAAUCAUGUUACUAAGAGGGAAGUUUAAGGAAGACCGUGUCAGGAAAAAUAUCGAGAACUAUUUCACUUAUUUAAGCCGCUAUCCGGAAAUGUUCACCGGGUUUGCAAAUUUGAGGCCGGUUGAAGAAGUCGGUGUUGCCGUUCUCUUGCCCGUCCCGACAGCAACAUGGGAACGCAUUGCAAUCCUAAAACUGCAACCGGACAAAGUUGGGAAAGUUUUAGAUGUUCAUAGAUGUCUAGCGAUCGGUUUAGCCACUGCUAUGAUUGCCUUCAAUUACGAUUAUACAGCGAGUGUUCGCCUCAUUUUGGAUUUUGAAAGUUUCACAAUGAGACACAUUUUGCAAGUCAAUAUCAACGAUUUGUUUAAGGCGAUUUCGAUUCAUGAAAAUGUGCUAAAAAUGCGAAUUUCCGGAAUCGAGAUAUUGAAUGCCCCACAUGUCAUUAGUGUGAUUCUUAAUCUUGCGAAGAUUUGUCUUAAACCGAAGUUAAUUUCACGGUUAUCGGUGCACAACAAUGUUGAAUCAUUGAGUAAAAGUAUCUCCAAGAAGUAUUUACCGGCUGAUUAUGGAGGCGAACAACCGAAUAUUCAAACAUUGAUUGCAAUGUGCGAAAGCACCUUCUUGGACAAGAAAGACUUUUUCCAAAAAAUCGAACGCUUGGCCGAACAAAACCAAACAAGAGGGGAGAUUUUCGGAGUUCAAGGAUCAUUCAAAUCGCUCAAUUUGGACUAAGUUAUUUUAUUUAUUUUCCGACGAUUUUUUCAAAUAAAAUUCUAAUCAAUC
This is a messenger RNA of Tribolium castaneum (red flour beetle), 1252 nucleotides long. RefSeq lists its product as uncharacterized. The transcript has 6 exons. The coding region runs from base 287 to 1201 and encodes 304 amino acids. Gene Ontology annotation, molecular function: phosphatidylinositol bisphosphate binding. The record is from RefSeq and is a predicted model, not a curated record. Gene Ontology annotation, cellular component: membrane. NCBI's taxonomy places the organism in Eukaryota, Metazoa, Arthropoda, Insecta, Coleoptera, Tenebrionidae.